Aspergillus nomiae NRRL 13137 is the source of this 1473-nucleotide messenger RNA. RefSeq names its product C2H2-type zinc finger protein. The record is from RefSeq and is a predicted model, not a curated record. Gene Ontology annotation, molecular function: RNA polymerase II cis-regulatory region sequence-specific DNA binding; DNA-binding transcription factor activity, RNA polymerase II-specific. Gene Ontology annotation, biological process: regulation of transcription by RNA polymerase II. NCBI's taxonomy places the organism in Eukaryota, Fungi, Ascomycota, Eurotiomycetes, Eurotiales, Aspergillaceae. Gene Ontology annotation, cellular component: chromatin. The transcript has 3 exons. Bases 1 to 1473 code for a protein of 490 amino acids.
AUGGAUCCCAGAUCUCAUCCGUCGCGGCCCCCAUCCACCAGCUUACCCCAAGGCUCCACGCCUCUCCCGACUACUAUGAGUAUGCCAAUGCCUCAGUACACGAUGCAGCCUCAGUACCCCGUGUCCCAGCCUCAUACUCUCCCCCCGCUGCAGCCUCAUCACAGUCAAUCUCCUGCCCCUCACUCCUACAUGGGCCAGCCGCCGUACAGGCGGAUUUGUCGAGGUUUCCCACCUCUACUCACGAUGUUUACGCGUCGUCGACCGCUCCUAUCAUGCCUCACACCACCGUGGCGUGCUGCCUCCUGCCUCGAGCGCGCAGACAUAUCCGCAGCCGAUCGCGCGGCACCCCCGCGGGACCGGCGGCCGGACUAUUCUGGCAUGCCUUCCGGUGCUUUCAGCUACUCCGAUGGCAAGGGUUCUCCCUGGAUGAACCCGGAUCCUGUUGCGGGCGCAAACGGUGCCUCGCCCUACGGUGCAAAGGAGCCCCCUCGCACCCAGGUGGUUGGCUCUCAAGGCCGACGCGGAAUCCUCCCGAGCGUCCCGGGACGCGCCACGCCAGUCACCAACGGUGUCAAUGGUACAGCGAAGAACACCACAAUCCCGGCCAAGGAUGCCGAUGGAAAAUUCCCUUGCCCGCACUGCAACAAGACCUAUCUCCACGCCAAACAUUUGAAGCGCCAUUUGCUCAGACAUACCGGUGACCGCCCAUACAUGUGUGUUCUGUGCAAGGACACUUUCUCCCGUAGUGAUAUUCUGAAGCGCCACUUCCAGAAGUGUUCGUUGCGACGCGGUAACCCGACGGGAGCGACCCACUUGUCGCAUCCCCAGGCACAUUUGAAGAGGUCUCAAGCUGCGAAUCCUGCUAAACCGGUUCAGGAUGAAGUCAGUAGUACCGUCCCUCCUGCCACUGCCCUUCCGGGUACGGCUUACGGCGAGGGGGCCGUGAACGGUAACGGGCUGGCUUCAGGCCGACCUGGGUUCACGGAUCAGCAGCCUCUGGGCUUUUCGAUGUCGUCGGUCAAUGGGAUGAACCGUGGUCAACCGGACGACGCGUUCCCCGCUGGUCAGCCACAUCAGAGAGGCCCCUGGCUGGCGGCUCCCAAGCAGAACCCGUAUCUGGCGCAACCUGGCCCUGAUGUAUCUCAGCAGCUGAGUGUUGACCGUCCUUCCUAUGAACAGGUAAAACCCCCGGUGGUCCAAGACCCUAAGCGCCCAGUAAUGCCUGGGCCCACUCCCAAUCACACUGGCGAAAUUGACUGGACUUCGAUGUUUCAGCCCGGAGCGAAUGAUGGUUACAUCAACCCCGUUUUCCCCCAAUCCAUGGCAUCUGGCCAGGAGCCGAUCCAUGCUCACGUCGAUACCGAACGGAAAUUCUAUCCUACCACGACCGGUGGUCCCCAAGAAGGUGGCAUGAAUGGUCUUUACUUGGCUUCGACCACUUUGGCCGGUGAUGGUAAGUCGCUUGAAUCCUAA